Molecule: messenger RNA, 6597 nt
Organism: Phyllopteryx taeniolatus (common seadragon)
Lineage: Eukaryota; Metazoa; Chordata; Actinopteri; Syngnathiformes; Syngnathidae
Product: zinc finger MIZ domain-containing protein 1-like
Exons: 19
Coding region: 942-3785 (947 amino acids)
Biological process (GO): regulation of transcription by RNA polymerase II; protein sumoylation
Molecular function (GO): SUMO ligase activity; zinc ion binding
Source: RefSeq, a predicted model, not a curated record
UUCCAUAGACAUUUAACUCUUUCUCAUAAUUUUUUAUGUCAUUAAAUAAUUGUUCCAUUACAAUUGAAUGGACUACAAUAAUAGUAGUAAUAAUAAUGACAGCACAAUAAAAUGAUCAAAAUAAAAUAUUUGAAACUAUACUUUUGAACAUUUGAAUAGAAAAAUAGAAUUCAAUUAUCUAUAACUGGCCUGGAGUCUCACGAGAUGUACUCAAAUCACCCACAACAACGGGUCCGAUCGUGUUGGUUUGUUGGUUUGUUGGUUUUGUGGCGUGUGUGCAAAUGUACGCUCCAUGAAGCCUGUUGAUCAAAUAACCAAUGAUCAAAUUGGCGAAGGCAAGUUGCAGGUUUGCGGGCGGUUUUGCGUCCCUUCCCAAUCAGCUUACAGUAACAGAUUGAACGCGGGUUGGGCUCGGGCCACGUUUGCCUUUGACACGCGAGGAAUUAUUUCUCAGCGGGGCGGCGAAAUGCGAUAGAUGUCCACCUCCUUGCUUUAUCGGCGCUCCGGAUGGCUUGCCCUGUUUUUAAUGAGGAGAUUUGCGUGCGCCAAAGAGAGAUUAUGGUGGCAAACGUCGCAAGCUGCCGCCUGUCACGCGUCGCCAUCAACACGAGAUGACGCGUUGUCACAUUGAUGUGUGGAAUUUUGACAUUUGGUCCACGGAGCACUUUUUCCAAACAAAUAAUUGCUUUUUUUUUUUUUGGUCCAAGCGUCCAGCCCUUCCUCUUUGUUUGUGGCCAGCAGGAGGCUGGAGGCUUUAAGCCUGCCAGCCAGCAAGUCUGGCAUCCCGUGAGGCGACAGGCCUAAGUACCCAUUGACCAGACUCCAGCAGCACCAGAAAAUGAAAAGAAGCUCUUCUGUCCUCCUGGUGCGAGGAACUGGGACGCCUCCUCCUGCUGCGUCACCAAAAGAACCGACAGAACGAGCCCCCGGGAAAAGUGCCCAUGCAGCCCCCCAUGAGCUCCAUGAAGCCCGGCCUCUCGCACGGAGAUGGGUCUUUUCCCUACGACUCGGUUCCCUGGCAACAGAACACCAAUCAGCCUCCAGGUUCCCUGUCGGUGGUGACCACCGUCUGGGGCGUCACCAACACCUCGCAGAGCCAGGUUUUGGGGAAUCCCAUGACCACCAACAACAAUCCCAUGAACCCGGGCGGCAACCCAAUGGCUUCGGGGAUGUCUGGUAAUAAUCCUGGGAUGAACCCCUCUCAGUUCAGCGGUCCGCAGCAGCAGUUCCCCAGCAAGGGCACCGCCAACCAGGGCUACAUGCAGCAGGGCAUGUACGGACGACCCAACUAUCCCGGCGGAGGCGGCUUUGCUGGCAGCUAUCCUGGGGGCCCCAAUGCUGGACCCGGAGGAAUGGGCAUGCCUCCGCACUCGCGUCCGCCGUCGGACUUCGCUCAGCCUGCGGCCGCCGCCGCCGCCGCCGCGGUGGCCGCCGCCGCCGCCACGGCGACCGCCACUGCCACCGCCACUGUAGCCGCUCUGCAGGAGACUCAGAACAAGGACAUGAAUCAAUACGGACCAAUGAGUUCCUCUUUCCAGAUGGCACCAAACCAGGCCUACAAUAGCCAGUUCAUGAACCAGCCAGCACCACGUGGGCCCGCAUCCCACCCCGGGAACAUGGGCUCAGGCAUGAAUGCGUCCAACAUGAGCGGCCCCCCAAUGGGGAUGAACCAACCCAGGGCUCAAGGCAUGGGACCCUUUGGAGGUCACGGCCAAAGGAUGCCCCAGCACGGGUAUGCGGGAGCCCGGCCUCAGGGCGUGCCUAUGCAGGGCAUGAAGAGGCCCUAUCCAGGCGAGCCUAACUACGGGGGGCAGCAGUAUGGACCAAACAACCAGUUCCCCAGCCAGCAGGGCCAGUACCCGACACCCAAUGCUUCCAGGCCGCUGCCGUCCAGCAACUACCCCGGCCAACGGACGCCAGGACAGCAGCUCCAAUCCCUAUAUCCGCCACCCAGCGGUCCCAUGGGACAGUAUUACAAGCAAGAGCCGCCUUUUAAUGGCCAAAGCACCAACUUUUCUGGGAGUGGUUAUCAGUACAGCCAGGGCAAUAUGAAUGGGCCACCCAGACCAAUGGGCAACUACCCCCACUCCCCAGUACCGGGCAACCCCACCCCUCCGAUGACCCCGGGAAGCAACAUCCCUCCGUAUUUAUCACCCAGUCAGGACGUGAAGCCGCCAUUUCCUCCGGACAUCAAACCAAAUAUUACUGCUCUUCCUCCACUGCCCGCCAACCACAACGAGGAGCUGCGCCUCACCUUCCCGGUGCGUGACGGGGUUGUCCUGGAGCCUUUCAGGCUGGAGCAUAACCUGGCAGUCAGCAAUCACGUCUUCCACUUACGGCCCUCGGUGCACCAGACACUCAUGUGGAGGUCGGAUCUGGAGCUGCAAUUCAAGUGCUACCACCACGAGGACCGGCAGAUGAACACCAACUGGCCGGCGUCGGUGCAGGUCAGCGUCAACGCCACGCCGCUCACCAUCGAGCGCGGCGAUAACAAGACUUCCCACAAGCCCUUGCACCUGAAGCACGUCUGCCAACCGGGCAGGAACACCAUCCAGAUCACCGUCACAGCCUGCUGCUGUUCGCACUUGUUUGUGCUGCAACUGGUCCACAGGCCGUCGGUCCGCUCCGUCCUCCAGGGUUUACUGAAGAAGAGGCUCUUACCGGCCGAGCACUGCAUCACCAAAGUCAAGAGGAACUUCAGCAGCGUGGCGUCGUCGUCGGGCAACGCCGCCCUCAACGGCGAGGACGGCGUGGAGCAGACGGCCAUCAAGGUCUCACUUAAAUGUCCCAUCACUUUCCGGCGAAUACAGCUCCCAGCCAGAGGGCACGACUGCAAGCACGUUCAGUGUUUCGAUUUGGAAUCGUAUCUACAAUUGAACUGCGAGCGGGGCACGUGGCGAUGUCCUGUGUGCAACAAAACGGCAUUGUUGGAAGGGUUGGAGGUGGACCAGUACAUGUGGGGCAUCUUGAAUGCCAUUCAAAACUCCGAGUUCGAGGAAGUGACGAUCGACCCGACGUGUAGCUGGCGGCCGGUAGCCAUCAAGUCGGAACUCCACAUCAAGGAGGACCCGGACGGUCCUCUGGCCAAGCGCUUCAAGACCAUGAGCCCCAGCCAGAUGAUCAUGCCCAACGUCGUGGACAUGAUCGCCCAGCUCGGCCCCGGACCCUCGCCGUACCCCUCGCAGCACGGGGGCAUCAACGGCGAAUACGGCGGUCAAGGCAACAGUUACCAGGGCCACGGCAACUUUGAGUUCCCGCACGGAACGCCGGGCGCGACGUCCAUGAACGAUUUUAUGCACGGACCCCAACUGUCGCACCCGCCCGAUAUGUCCAACAGCCUGAUGAGCACGGACAAGCCUCUUUCCCACAGCAUGCCCGACACGAUACCUCACUCCUCCGUCAACGAGCCGUCGCACGGCACGUUGCAGCAAAGCAUGCACGGGUCGCCGCGUCCGGGCGGCCAAUCGGGGCAGCAGCAGCGCCACCACAGCGGACCCCCGCCCCCUUCGCGGCAACCCCCGCCGCCCCCUCCUCCUCCUCCUCCUCCUCAGCAGCAGCAGCAGCAGCAGCAGCAGCAGCCCGGUCCAAACAGCCACCCCCACGGCGAUCUGACAUUCAACACCUCCAGCGGUUUGGACAGCCAGGCCGGGUCGGACAUGCCCGAACCUUCUUUAGACCUUCUUCCAGAGCUGGCCAACCCGGACGAGCUGUUGUCCUACUUGGACCCGCCGGACCUCCCCAGCAACAGCAACGACGACCUCUUGUCGCUCUUCGAAAACAAUUGAGGCUCGUCGGGGACUGAAAACAAAAACAAACAAAAAAAGACUCAGUACUUGACGAACACAACAAAGAUGCACUCCCCUUCUCUUCUUCCUCUUGUAUAGUUUGGCUUCAGAAAGGACGUUUUUAAAAAAAAAAAAAAAAAAAAAAAAAAAAAAAAAAAGCCGUCGGGAGGUAACGUUUGAAUUGUGCGGCUAUAAUCAAUUGUUUUGACUCCACGUGCAUCCACUUGCAGCAUUUAUGAUCAUCAUAAUUGAAGGAACCGGGUUUGACGAACAAUCCGCCCUAUGUCAUUUCAAAAGCACAAGAUAAUUCAUUACUUCCCUCAACAUUCGGAAUCUCUGAAAGUGAAGCGCUGUGAAUACUUUCCUGAUGCACCGAGUGCAUUCAGAAAGUAUUCGCAACGCUUCCCUUUCUCCACAUUAUGCUAUGUUAAAUCCAUGUUUCAGAAUGUAAGCAAAUGUUGUCAAAUAAAAUCACAUUUCAUUUCAGAUGGCCGUAAAUACAAAGGAAAGUGUUUUUCCACAUACACUUCAGCCCAAAAUUGUUCACGCAUGAGUAAAUAAAUUCACAGUUUCUCACACUGGACGCUGCAGUUUUGUGCUCCGCAGUCUCCAAGUUGCUGCAGCGGCCCUUAGUUUCCUCUUGAUACAAUUUUCUCUGGAGAAGUACAGGAGACGCUAGUUCUGCCAGUGUCUCUUUUAGGCUGAUGCGUUUAAUGGAGGACAGUUUUCACAGCUUUCCUGCUCUGCCAUUCGUCCCCUCUUGGAGAAAACAUAUCUUCUCACCAUGGAUAACUUCAGCAAACACGUAUUUUUUUUCGUGUUUAUAGUCUCCAUGUUGCUGCAGUGACCCUUAGUCGUGCAUUUUCUUACUGUGGAGUAUUUGCUUUUUUUCAGACCUAUAUAUUUUAAAAUUUGUCAAAAGUUCUAAAUCAAUUUAGGCUUGGAAAUCUCUUUAUUUAUAUAAAAUGAGUAUGAAAAGAAUUUCAAUGCUUCAUUUGUAAUGAGUCCCAAUCAUUGAUUAAAUGCCCAUUCCUUCGUUCUCUAUUUUCUGCUACACAACAACGGUAUCGCUCAGUCUGUUAAAUGAGGCUCAGUGUGCUAAGCUAAUGUGUUUUGUAUUUUUUUUUAUUUUAUAGAAACGCUAACAUAGAAGGCAAAUUGUUAAUGCACCGAUUUACUGGAUUUUUCUUUUGUUUUUGUUUCUUUGUUUGUUGUCUCAUUGAAGCAAACAUGAUUUGGGAAACUGCUCACCAAAGUUGGAAGGGUGAGAAUGACGUUUGUGUGUGUGUGUGUGUGUGCGUGUUGAAAGUUAUAGUUGAUCCAUCGCAACAUGGAUCGUAAACGCAGUAUUUGUGCUACAUUUCCUUGACUGUGUGUUUGAUGCAAAGAGUGCUGUUCAAGUAUGCAAAUGUAUUAUUAUUUUCUAAGAAAUGCUAUUGUGAUUGUAAAAUAUCAUUGUGAAUAUUUUUCUAUCAUCUCGAUGAAGAAACAAAACAAAAAAAACUUUCUUUCAUCCUCUUCCUCCUCACAUUAACCACCCACACUUGGCAGCCCAAAAUGUCUCCUAAGUUAUUUCCUGUCUGUCAUUUAAAAAAAACAUUUUUUUUUAAAGUAAACACAUAAGCCAGCCAGAGAUACGGAACUGUCUGUCCAUCCAUCCAUCCAUUUAUUUUUAUUUUAUUUUUUUUUAUAUUUGCUGGUAUUUACUGUAUGAAUCAUUGUUGUCAACACGUUGGUAUAUUAAGUUAUAUCAGGCGUAUAUUUGAAGGAAAAAAAAAACAUUUUAAAAGAUUAUUUUUUAAAGUUGUUUUGGUUGUUGUAAUAUAUACUAUAUGUCAUCUCCUUGCCCCAACCUUUUCUUGUGGUAAGUUGUUUUGUACUUUUUGAUUAUUAUUAUUAUCUAAGGCUAGAAAUCAAAAUGUCUCUCACUGUUGACUUUUUAAAUUAUUGUUUUCAUAAAAUUUCUGCCUUAUUGGUUGCCAUAUACAUGCUAUCCCCCAACAUCUCCCUUCUUGAAAUUUAUUUUUUUGACUAUUAAUCAGUAAGGCUAAAAUUUCAAUAUCUCGCUGUAGCCUGUUUUUUUUAUUUUUAUUAUUAUUAUUACUGCAUUUUUUUUGUUGCUCUAUACAUUCCACCUUUUUUGUAAUUUAUUUUGUACUACUUUUCUGGGUGUUGUUUAAAAAAAAAAAAAUUCCUUACUGGCUUUCAUGUAAUGUGAACAUCAUUGUUGUCAAUACGGUGGAAUUUUAAUGAGCAUAUUUUAAAGACUGUCACAGUAUUGUUCAUAUUGUUUGUUGUUAAAUGAAUCUGGCUUUUUUACUAUAUUGUAUACGUUUCAACCCCUUCUUGUUUUUUUUGUUUUGUUAAUUUGUCUUUCUUUUUAUUCAUAUCUAAGGCUAGAACUCAAUUGUCUCUCACUGUAGCCUCCCUCAGCAUUUUAUGUCAUUGAAUUCACUUCUUCCAGUUCAGAACACUGACAAAAAAAAAAUCUUUGACUAUACACUGCCACAUAAUUUUAUUUAUUUUUUUAUACUAUCUGAAAGGAGAGGUUGGAUGAAUUCAUGUUUAUUUCUUGCAUACAGGUGAGCCACUUUUGUGUACCCUCAAUCUGUAGUUGCACAAUCACAUUAAAGGAUCUUGCUUGAAAGAAUUUUUUUUAAAAUGAAGCGCGGAGGGCAAAGCGAGGUCAUGUGUGCUAAAGAUGUCUGUAAAUAUGUAAAUGAAUAUAGAGACGUGAACAGAAAUGUAUUCCUGUUCCCUGGGAAUGUGCAUUGUUUCCUCCGAAUAAUAAAAAAAGCUUGCAACCCCUCUA